AUGAGUCUAUCUUGGCUUCCAUGGCCUACCCGCCGUCUUCACACGGCUGUUCAAAGCAAAUCAACAUGGGGAUAUGUUAUUUAUCGCACAACGUAUACCCCCGAAUCAGAUGCUACAUUCCCCGCCGUGGUGGAUCUACUCAACUCCUAUAUCAAACACGGUCUAUACUCGGAAUGCAGCUCUUCACAAAGCACUACCUCCAGGCAAACGGAUCCAACGCCUUACCAUGAGGUUUGGGCCCGUCAUGAUCCUGUGAUCAUGGAUGACCCAUCACAGUUCAAUGGCGCGUCGGCCGAUGCUAUUCAAGCACACUUUAAGAGCUGGACUCGUGCGCAAGAAAAGAGGGGUUGUUCUACUGCUUAUCGGAUGUGCAUGGUGCUAGAUGAGAGGUCUUUGCGAGGGUUGGCGAAUUUCCCACCACCGGGAGAAGACUCGGAUGAUGAAAAGAGAGGGCACCCGAUCCAGUAUGUCACAGUCAUUGAGACGCAACCGGACAGCGACGAUGAAUACGAUAGUUUCAUGGGCGGUUGA
Penicillium cataractarum is the source of this 531-nucleotide messenger RNA. RefSeq lists its product as uncharacterized. Bases 1 to 531 code for a protein of 176 amino acids. The transcript has a single exon. NCBI's taxonomy places the organism in Eukaryota, Fungi, Ascomycota, Eurotiomycetes, Eurotiales, Aspergillaceae. The record is from RefSeq and is a predicted model, not a curated record.